Molecule: messenger RNA, 4261 nt
Organism: Dunckerocampus dactyliophorus (ringed pipefish)
Lineage: Eukaryota; Metazoa; Chordata; Actinopteri; Syngnathiformes; Syngnathidae
Gene: wnt3
Product: wingless-type MMTV integration site family, member 3
Exons: 4
Coding region: 206-1273 (355 amino acids)
Biological process (GO): canonical Wnt signaling pathway; cell fate commitment; neuron differentiation
Cellular component (GO): extracellular region
Molecular function (GO): frizzled binding; cytokine activity
Source: RefSeq, a predicted model, not a curated record
GAGCGUCACUCACUUUUUCUUCUCCCAGCCACCAGGAGCCCCUCACACUGUCCUGGCCCGACGCAAACCGCAGGACGCUUCUUGCUUUUUGGGGCAAAAUUUGUAAAAAAUAAAAAAAUAAUAAUAUUUUCUUGUGAAAAUUGACAAUUUUUCCCGGGAAGUGGAGCUUCCAGGCGCUGCUGAUCCGUCCGCCAAGGCUCGCCUCAUGGAUUUGUACCUGCUUGGAUAUUUGAUGUGUGUGUGGCUGUGCGGCUCGCGGGUGCUCGGAGGCUAUCCCAUCUGGUGGUCCCUGGCCCUGGGGCAGCAGUACUCGUCUCUGGGCUCCCAACCCAUCCUGUGCGGCUCCAUCCCGGGCCUGGUGCCCAAGCAGCUGCGCUUCUGCCGCAACUACAUUGAGAUCAUGCCCAGCGUGGCCGAGGGUGUCAAGCUGGGGAUCCAGGAGUGCCAGCACCAGUUCCGGGGGCGCCGAUGGAACUGCACAACCAUCAAAGACAACCUGGCCAUCUUUGGCCCGGUGCUGGAUAAAGCAACCAGAGAGUCGGCGUUUGUCCACGCCAUCGCUUCAGCCGGCGUCGCCUUCGCCGUCACGCGCUCCUGCGCCGAGGGGACGUCCACCAUGUGCGGCUGUGACUCCCACCACAAGGGACCCCCGGGGGAGGGAUGGAAAUGGGGCGGCUGCAGCGAGGACGCCGAAUUCGGCGUGCUGGUGUCCAGGGAGUUUGCCGACGCCCGGGAGAACCGACCGGACGCCCGCUCGGCCAUGAACCGGCACAACAACGAAGCGGGACGCACGACUAUCCUGGACCACAUGCACCUGCGCUGCAAAUGUCACGGCCUGUCCGGCAGCUGCGAGGUGAAGACCUGCUGGUGGGCCCAGCCCGACUUCCGCAUGCUGGGCGACUACCUGAAAGACAAGUAUGACAGCGCCUCCGAGAUGGUGGUGGAGAAGCACAGGGAGUCUCGCGGCUGGGUGGAGACCCUGCGAGUCAAGUACGCCUUCUUCAAGCACCCCACCGAGCGAGACCUGGUCUACUACGAGGGCUCGCCCAACUUCUGCGAGCCCAACCAAGAGACGGGCUCCUUCGGGACGCGGGACCGCGCCUGCAACGUGUCGUCGCACGGCAUCGAGGGCUGCGACCUGCUGUGCUGCGGCCGCGGACACAACACCCGGACUGAGAAGCGCAAGGAGAAGUGUCACUGCAUCUUCCACUGGUGCUGCUACGUCAGCUGUCAGGAGUGCGUACGCGUCUACGACGUGCACACGUGCAAGUGAGGGGGGAGGGGCGCUCGGACACGCCGGACUACGAGGGCCGCCCCGAUCCCUCACACGGCGUCCCCUCGAAGCGCACACUUCCCCUCCCACUCUCAUCCAUCUGACCUGGCCUGCUCCCACCUGGUGGAUGCUUCACCCCUGGCCCACCACUCACACCCCCGCAGCACUGACCCUCCCCUAGCUUCCCCUCCCCCAUGUCUUUAUUUAUUUCCCCCCUCUGCCAACCAGAUGUACAGUUUCACUUUCAUGCAGUCAAACCUCCACGCAAAGACUAUUUGUUUUGCUUGAAAUGCAUCUAACGUCCACUUUCCCAGCCAGCCAGGCUGGGUUUGGGGGUUCUUUUCAAACUAAACCAACCUCUAAAGGUGACUUGAGUGGGCGGGUGUCUAACUACUGAAUGGGACUGAGAGCAGCAGUGGGUCGCUGUCGGUCUUCAAACUACUGAGCUGAUGAGACGCUAGCGCAGCAACGCCACGGCCCCGCAUUGCUGACAUAUCCCCACUGGGCCAGGACUGCACAGGUAUGCAGGAGGCGGCAUGUGUGCGAACAGGCAAGCUCAUUCCGCGCGCUAACAACGGCACAUUUCAGCCAAACCUCGCUACACUUCACUCUGGGAAGAAUUGGAACAGGAUUGAUUUUUUUCCUCCCCCCUCCCCUCAUCUAACUGCUUGCUCGCUGCCACGCUAGCGUAGCGGUGCUGUGACACGAGCAACCACAGGGUCUGACUCAAGUCAAGCUUCAGCAUGCUUGGAGCUUAGAAAAUAUACUUAGGAACACGCAUCAGGUCCAAAUCACAGGGUUUACUUUCUAAAGGAGGAACUCCACUUCCUCAAAGGACAUCGUAACACAGGGGUGUCCAAAGUGCGGCCCGGGGGCAGUUUGUGGCACACAGCUGUUUUUUAUUCUAACAAUAACAUUUUACAAGGAAAAUUAAACCCUGAAAAAAUCUGCAGUAAUUUUCCAACAAUAAAGACAAAAGUUGUAACCUCCAAGAAAACCCCCCCGAUUUUACGAGAAUAAUGUUGUAAUAUUAUGAGUUAAAAAUAAUGCCAUUUUAGUAGCAUAAAGUUGAAAUGUUAAAGAUAAAAGAUGUUUUGUUUUGUUUUUUUAAGUCGUAACCGUAUGAAAAACAAACACAAAAUUUGUAAGGUUGUCAUUUUUUGAAAAUUAUGUUUUGGAAAAAGUUACAAAAUGACAAGAAUAAAGUCAAAAUAUUACGAGAAUAAAGUCAUAAUUAUGAAAAGAAAAUUUACAAGAAGAUUGUUGAAAAGAAAGACAACGGCAGAAAUGGGGGAAAAACAGUUGUAAUUUUACGAGAAUAAAGUAAAAAUAUUAAGACAAAAAAGUUGUAUUCUAACAAGAAAAAAGUCUCAGUUUUACGAGAAUAUUGUCGGAAUAUUAUGAGGAAAAAUAAUGUUGAAAUAUGAAUUUAAAAAAAGUUGUUUUUUUUUUAAGUUAUAAUAUUAUGAGAAACAACAUUUUUUGAAAAUUAGGUUGCAUAAAAACACUAUAGUAUUAUGGGAAUAAAGUACCAAAUUAUGGUAAUAUAGUGAUACUGACGAGAAGAACAUUUACAAGAAGAAAGCAGUUUCAAAAAAAAAAAAAACAGGAGAAACUGAAUAAAAACUAGCUGUAAUUUUAUGAGAAUAAAGCCCAAAUAUGAUGAGAAAAAAAUCAUAAUCUAAUGAGAACAACAUAAGGUGAAGAAAAAUCAUGUCAUUUUAGUAGCAUAAAGUUGAAAUAUCAAAGAAAAAAACAUGAUUAUAUAGGAAAAACAAAGAAAACAACAAAUACAGGACAGAAAAUCAGUUGGCAGAAAAAAGUUAUAAUGUUACAAGAAUAAAGUCAAAAUAUUAUGGGUCAUAAGUCGUAAUUACGAGAACAUUUACAAGAAGAAAGUUGAAAUAGUUGGAAAAAAACAGCUGUCAUUUUACGAGAAUAAAGUCCAAAUAUUAAGAGAAUAACAUUCAUAUUCAAACGAGGGAAAACAAGUCGCAAAUUUAAAAAAACUCGGAAUAUUAUGAGAAAAAAAAAUGCCAUUUUAGUAGUGUAGUGUUGAAAUAUGAAAGAAAAAAGACAUGUUAACAAAACAAGAAAGUUGAAAUUUUUGUAAAAUUAGAUUGGGACUAAAAAAUUAUGACAUUAUGGGAAUAAAAUCCAAAGGUUAAGGGAAUAAAAUCAUAAAAUUACAAGAAGAAAAUUGGCAAAGAUUAUUUAAGGAGAAAGUUCACUAACAGCAAAAAUGGGGGAAAAAAAGAGCAAAGAGUGAAGUUGACAUUAAUAAUAGACUUUUCCAGCGAUAUGACAAAGCUGAGAUGACCUUCUUAUGUAUCUUUACAAAAUAUCUAAGUUGCACGCUUUGGACACCCCUGCUUUAAGGUUAAGAUGACCAUUUUUGAGUUGCUCUGCUGCAGAGUGAAACGUGUAUGAAAUUAGCUAGUCGGCUAAUGUUACGUGUGUCGCUAAACUGUACAGGAAGUGACCGGCCUGAAAACUAACUCAUCACGUUUUCUCGAGCGGCCGAUGCGGCGAAGCUCGUCUGGAGCUAAAGAACAUUUCGCCUAACCUUUGCGCCGAUACGCGCAGCCCUCCUUGAUGCACUAUCGCCCCCACCAGGAUCAAAGCGGUAUUACAGCCCCGACGACGCGCAUCGACGAUAGCGUGAUAGGGUCUUCCUGUUCCUGCCCCCCCCCCCUUCCCGCCCGCUACAUCCAAAGUGUUGUACAAAUGUUGGAAAGCGAAUAAUGCCCUUUUGAUUUUAUAAUCGUAAAUGUUAUGUUUUUAUAAAUAUUAUUUAUUAUACAAUGUAUAUAUCUGUAUGACUGAACUAAGAUUAUAUAUUUGAACAACAAAGCUGCCUUUUGGUGUUUUUGGGAGUCCAAACAAAGCGCACACACACAGCAUCACAUCAGCGUGUGGGGCCGUCUUUCAUUUAUUCACCAAAAGCUAAAGAACAUGUUAAGACAUUGAGGUCCGUGGAAUGAUGCA